AUGGCGGGACAUUCUUCUCUCCGUGCCUUCCAGCUGGGCAAGCUCGUGUUUCUAGGAGCUUUGUUCCUCAUGGCGGUUUCAGCCGAACCGGGCACUGAAAAGGCACCAGAAAACUUGGCGAGUGGUUCAAAAUUUUCGACUGAUGCGAAAGGUGACCGCCGCCGGCCGAAGAGGUUUCAAGACGUGACAGUGCUGGAAACAGACGAAAAGCUGUCGCCCGAAACCAAGGCAGCUCUUGACUCCCUUCUUGACGCUGACAAUGAAGGGAAAAAGCCACGCCAUCGCUCUGAAUCCACUGCAGAAGCCGAGAAGGAGGCGGACAGGACCAGAUACGCCCCGCCGCCAGCUCCGACAUUCGUUCCUAAGUUUGUGCCUGUGGACGCUCUUACUCCCACACUCUCCAAUUCCGCGUCUCACUCCGAAGAAUCUGAGGAAGACUUCUCUUAUGAUAUCCAGAAAGAGUACGAGAAAGCCAGACUGAAGUACCGAGAUGCCCAGGUCAUCAAGGACAAGGACGAAUUCGACUUCAUCGUCGUGGGAUGCGGGUGCGCAGGCUGCCCCCUGGCCAGCUAUCUGGCCCUAAAAGGACAGGGCCGACGCGUUCUCGUGCUGGAAAGAGGGCUCGAGCGUACCUUUGAGCAAACCCCAAUGGCCAUGACGGUUUAUGGACAUGGUGUUGCCGCUGCGGACCCGACACUGAUGCAGGUGUUCAACACACGAAGCGGUGUGCGAACUCAUGUCGCGACUGUCAUGGGCGGCGGCACGUCCAUCGAUUUAGCCAUUUACGUUGAGGAAACCGAGAACUACUUUAAAUUUAUGAACAAGCGGUUCCCCGCCUACAAAUUUCACUGGCCUACAAUCCAAAGAGCUUACAGAUACGUACGGAGAAUCGUUGCCCGACGAAUGCCGUUCGACAACUACUUCGGUCUGCGCUAUCAGCAGGCGCUCCAGUGGAGAGGCUUCAAGCCUAUUGGCGGAAAAAUCCCCGCAGACUACUCUUCUUCGCUUCAAAUGGAUAAAGUGUGGAGCAGCUACAGCUUGUUCGACACGAAAGACGGGGGAUUCCGUCGAUCGACUGAUGUAUUCAUUGAAGAGCUACCGGAACACGCGAAGAAGAAUCUGGUUGUGCGCACCCGACACAAUGUGGAGUGGAUCGAGUUCGACCUGGACCAAAAUCCUCCUCGCGCGAAGUGUGUCGUCUACCGACCAACGGCCUACGAAGACAUCAAGCCGCAAGGAACUAGCUUUGCAGCGUCAUUGCCGGCUAGCAGCGCUCAUUGGGGCCCUUGGAUCGGCACUUUCCUCGCCCCCAAGAGUGUCCUCAUUAAGUCGGGCGAAGUGGAUCCAACAGAUUUCUUCCAGAAGAAGGAAGCCAAGUUCUUCCGCAAGGUGUGCCUGACCGAUCGAAAGGGUUCGCAGAUUAUCCUCAGUGCAGGUGCAAUCCACUCUGCUGUCAUCCUCUACAAAUCGGGUAUCGGCCCGAUUCCUCAACUCAAGAAAAUCAAGACUCCCGUCAUCGUGGAACACCCGUACCUGGGACAGCGCUUCAGCGACCGUGUUUUCAUCCCCGUCAGUGCUUUCUCGAAACACUAUGCUGACGAGUUGACACCCGUCCCGUUUGCACCGAUCCGGCGUUUGUCGAGCUUGGACCCCCUUUCGCCUAAGGCAACGACGCCUCGAGGCAGGACGCGCAGAGACAGGCACUUCUCCAACAAAGACGAAGCAGAGCCGAGCAGCGGCCACGAUGAGACCAAGCGAGGUAUCCGCAAGGAGCGCAGGCACCAGAAGGGCACCUUCACUGCAGGCGACCAGGUGAAUGUGGAAGGCGGCGAGGGGAAGGAGGAAGCGGAUCAGGGCGUGACGAGAGCAACAGGGGGGAUUUCGGCUCUAGGAGUCUCUGAGAAUGACGAAGACGGCGCCGAAGUGGCGAAUGCGUUCAACGAGGAUGACCAGGCUUCAGGCUCCUCGCCCGCCCGCAUCUUCCUCAUGGACCUCCAGAAGCCCAUUCCUCCCGAGUUGUCCGGUAAAUACCUUGACGUCUACGUUCCUGAGAAAGGCGAACUGGAUCCACCACGUGUGUGCCAAGGCAUGGGUAUCAAGAAGGGUGGACCCCCGCACGGUUGCGACAAGGAAAAUUACAGCAUUGGUCGCCGCACGUUGAGUUGCUCUUUGAUGGUCGCUGAGGAGAUGUCGGGCGGCCGCGCUCAGGAAGGCAUCAUCUAUGCCUCGCGUUUCAUUUUCCCACCCCUCUUUAGAAACGACCCGCUUGUGGACGUGAUCUUCGAGAUCCUGCGUUCGUGCUCGGAAUACAGAGCCCCCUUUGCUGUCGCGGGUUUGAAACCGUUGUGCGCCAUUGUCGUGCCCAUUAUCAAGUGCUUCCGGAAGUCGCUGGCAACGUUCUACUUCACAGCCGAACCGAAAUCUCGAGGAUCCGUUCGUCUCUCCGCAAACGGCAUGAUCGACGUCAACGGCAACUACUUAAAGGAUGAGCAAGAUCUCUUUGACGCCGUCCGUGGAGUGUCGAACCUGAUUAACGCCAUGAACGGAGACGCGUACAGAGGCGUUCUCCAACCCGCCGGGUCCCUCUCGUGUCCAGUGACGGUCUUGAACGGCUUGCUCGAUCUCAUCCUGACUGUGGCCAGCAUGACUUCUCUCUUCAUCACGAAACCAGGGAACCUUCCUCUGAUCCAAAAGUACCUUCAAGACUUGCUUCCCGCCAACAGCCGUCGCCUUCGUCGGCUGGUGGCUGUCGGUGACGAUGUCAAGCCCCGCCGAUUGGAGGCGACCGACCUGGGUGACCUCGAAGAGCCUGGCGAUUACCACCAGGACGGCAUGAACGAGCCAAACACAUUCAUCUUGGAAGACUACAGCGACCACGUGAUCGAAAAUGUCGACGAAAAGAAGAUGGAGGAGCUCGGCAUCAAGCGCAAGCUGGAAGAAGCCGGUUUCGACUUCGAGGCUUACCGAAAACAUCUGGACCCGAAUGCAGAGGAAGACAAGGACACAGUCAUUUCUGAGACCGCGAAUUGGUUCGUGUCACGCCGUCUGCAGCAGCAGAUGGAGGAGGACCAGCACCUCACCGCGGAAGAAAAACACACGGCUCGUCGGUUGAUGGAACUCCAGCGCGAAAAGGAGGAUCACGCUGCCGAGGCGGCGUUCGAGGUUUCUGUCCAAGAAUUGGCGGACGCCAAAGCAGCUUGCCAAAAACCGUGCAGCGAAAACGACGCUUGCCCUGCCGCAGACGUCUGCUGCGCUGCCUUCAACAACUCACUGUGCAUUCGGACGCAGGAAACCGAGGAGCUCGAGCGACGCCUGCGGGCGCAAAUGUUUGAACAGAAACUCACGACCGGUGCCCCUUCGCGACAAGCAAAGCGAACAGAAGAGGGAGUCGCGAACGAGAAAACGGCAGUGUACCCAGAAGGCUUCUUGGGGGCUCUGCCCAACGCGCUGCCUGAACUUUUGAACUUCGUCCCGUCCCCGCAAAAAUCUCCCCCUCACCCCUUGCUGUACGAAAAGCCGCCGCCUCACGACUUCCCAACAUACCUCAAUCCUCCCAAGCCAGAAGGCUUUCCUGACCCGUCAAUGUUUCCUGCCGCUCCUCCCGCAGGAACUCCCCCUCCCGACGUGCUUCCGUACACCAACAAACAGUGGGCCGCCACGUUCCCACCGCGUCUCCCAAAUCCAUACAAGCCGAAAGAAGUUGCCAAGUACGCACUCACGUACAUGUCUAGCGUCUGGCAUCACAGCAACACAGUUCCAAUGGGCGAGGUUGUCAACACGGACUUCGAGGUCAUUGGCACUCAGGGUCUUUCGGUCAUUGACGCAUCCGUUAUGAAUCAGCUGACUCGACUGAACCCUCUCGCUACUCUCAUCAUGUUCGGAGUCUAUGGAGCUAUGAAGAAGCUCAAGAAGGCAGGCGUAGAAGAUGUUCUCCCACCGCUGCCCCAUGAACACUAACUGUUUAGUAAUCCAUCUGGAACACUCCAUGCCGUUCUGGAAAAGACUUCGGGAAUUUCAGUCUGCUUUUGCGCUGUUGACCAGUCUCUGGUCAACGCCGCCCUGAUGGUCCGAAAGUGCUGUCUGCGCCCUCUAUGCGAUAGCACUAUACCUUGUUCCAGGUUUUUGCUGGUUUCGUUCAAUGAAGACUUCUUUGUCGGAGCUGAGAGAAAGUGGCAGAAACGCCACGUAUCCGCCGUAGCCUCGCUCUGACAAGGCGUGUACAUCUU
Toxoplasma gondii ME49 is the source of this 4226-nucleotide messenger RNA. RefSeq lists its product as hypothetical. The transcript has 17 exons. The record is from RefSeq and is a predicted model, not a curated record. Bases 1 to 3957 code for a protein of 1318 amino acids. Gene Ontology annotation, molecular function: oxidoreductase activity, acting on CH-OH group of donors. NCBI's taxonomy places the organism in Eukaryota, Apicomplexa, Conoidasida, Eucoccidiorida, Sarcocystidae.